Rubroshorea leprosula is the source of this 1089-nucleotide messenger RNA. NCBI's taxonomy places the organism in Eukaryota, Viridiplantae, Streptophyta, Magnoliopsida, Malvales, Dipterocarpaceae. The record is from the annotation of a GenBank genome assembly.
GUUUUUCAAGCUAGAAAAUUGACGGUGUUCUCUGGGUGUCAGAUGUGACGCUGGAACAAGGAUUUCAGUGGGGAGUUUGUCUUACAAGAGAGUAUUGGACAUUUUUCAGCCAAAAGGGUUUGUGAGCCUAGAGUGGUCAAACUUGCAGAAUUGUGUGAUCUAGUGGAGAAAUAAGAAGGUGGUGUCUAUGUUGCUAAAAUUGAUGGCCGACAAAGAAAAAUGUUGAUAAAAUUGAAGACAUAAAAGCCUGAAAUUUUCAGGGGGGAAAACAAAUGCUAUCAAAAAAGUUUUACAUGGCUCGUCUUCAAAGGGUGGAUCCUUCACUCAGACAAUGAAUCUCCACAAACAGGAACUCUUUUCAAGCUUGUGUCUGAAACAUGAGAAUCUCAGACCACAAUGACAAAAGGUCUUCCAAGUCCAGAAUCUCAAGUUCUGUUCUGUUACAAUUGAGAAUUUCCCUUCUGUAAUCAAACUUUCCUAGUUGAAAGAAGCAAUUCCAAAUUUUGGCAAAGUCUGAAGUGCUUCCGUGAGUUUCAUGCAAAAUGGACUCGGUUUCUGCAGAAUCAAAUUCAAGUUAUUUCGUUUACUUAGCAGAGUGAUCGGGUGCAAACUAUUUCAAUAUUUGGUUGUCCAUAAGUAUGUGGUGUGUGCUUUUGAAGGGUAAAGAAUCACACAAUAGCAGUUUUCAAUAUAUGUAUAUGACUCCGAUCUUCCAAUUUGUUCUUUGCACUACCAGCAUCAGAAUCAACUACAUUAGCAAAGAGACUGCUGAUUUCACAACAUACUCUGCGUGCAUGUCCUAUGGUUGAUGGUUUCAUGAAGAUGAAGAUGCUGUAGAUGCCUUUUCAGUAUGGACAAAGCAUACAGAUGAAGUAAGAAAUGCUUCUUGCAUCCAUUUGUUUAGUUAAAUAUUAGUCAAGCUCAUGUGUGUUCUAGAUAGGCCAUUUAAUAACUUAGUUAUCAUGCUCGUGACAUUUUUAUUGGAAUUCAUCAUCCCUUCUCCUCUGUGUUGAUGCAGUUUUGAGUUUUAACAACGUUUCUAAUGAGCACUUUCCUCUUUGUAAUCUCAGGGCGUUUGCCAAGUAGUAG